Vigna unguiculata (cowpea) is the source of this 2888-nucleotide messenger RNA. Its product is annotated as protein PHOX4-like. Gene Ontology annotation, molecular function: protein binding. NCBI's taxonomy places the organism in Eukaryota, Viridiplantae, Streptophyta, Magnoliopsida, Fabales, Fabaceae. The record is from RefSeq and is a predicted model, not a curated record.
UGCUUAUGCAAUAAAAAUGGCUUAACCUGUAGUGCCGCAAUCACUAUUGUUGUGUUCUUCGCAAUUUUCUCUGCACAAGAUAUUCAUUCCCCCCAAAACCAACCGUUCAAUUCAAUUCUCCUUUUUCAUCUACCUGUAUCCUCUUCCUUUCUCCCUUCAUUCAUUUCUCUUUCUCAAAUCUUGAUUGGGAUUGUCCCUUUGGUUCUUAAUGGGAAAGCCCUCAGGGAAGAAGAAGGAUAUCGCUACCCCGGGUGCUGCAAAUUCACAUGCCAAACAUGCCAAGUCUUCCAAAGCUUUCGAUGAAGAUACAGCAAUGUUCAUUAACAUGUCACAAGAGUUCAGGGAAGAAGGUAACAAGUUGUUUCAGAAGAAGGAUCACGAAGGCGCCAUGCUCAAGUACGAGAAGGCACUGAAGCUGCUUCCGAAGAACCACAUAGAUGUCGCACACCUUCAUACCAACAUGGCCACGUGUUACAUGCAAUUGGGUCUCGGGGAAUACCCUCGAGCCAUUCACGAAUGCAAUUUGGCGCUGGAAGUGUCUCCAAGGUACAGCAAAGCUAUUCUGAAAAGAGCCACAUGCUAUCGUGAGCUUAAUCGCUCGGAUUUGGCGCUAAGGGAUGUUAAUCUUGUUUUGAGCAUGGAGCCAAAUAACCUCACCGCGUUGGAGCUUCUCGAGAGCCUCACGAAGUCAACGGAAGAAAAGGGGGUCUCUGUUGAUGAUAAAAGGAUGGCUUUUGAUACAACCGUUUAUCACUCUCCUUCUCGUUCUUCGCAAAAACUGAAGAAGAAGAGAGGUAAAAAAAUUGUGGACAAGGUGGUUGUGGAGGAAAAGCCGGGUGUCAUUGUUGAGGAUAAAAAGGUGGUUUCCAAAACAAUUGGGCAAGAAGGCAAGGUGGAUUCCGAAACAAUUGGGCAAGAAGACAAGGUGGUUUCAAAAACAAUUGAGCGAGUAAAAGAGGUGGAUUCAAAAGCAAUUGAGCAAGAAAAAAAGGUGGUGGAAGUCAAACCUGUGGAGGAAGAAAAACAUGCCACGAUCACAAGGAGCGUGAAGUUGGUGUUUGGAGAAGAUAUAAGGUGGGCUCAAUUACCCGUGAAUUGUAGUGCGAAGUUGGUGAGGGAUAUAGCUAGGAACCGGUUUCCAGGUUUGAAGGGAGUUCUUGUGAAGUAUAAGGAUAAAGAAGGUGAUUUGGUUACUAUCACUACUACAGAUGAACUAAGGUUAGCUGAAAAGUCUGCUCCUGAGAAGGCAUCGUUUAGGCUUUAUAUUACUGAGGUCAGUCCAGAUCAAGAACCUUCUUAUGAUGGAACAACAACCAAUGAGGACGAGGUGCAAAGGGAGGGUGGAAAUGAAAAUGGUGGUGUUGAGAAUAGGGGUACGGAAGAAGGCAGAGAUGAAGAUGCUGCAAAAAGGAUGAUUACUGUGGAGGACUGGCUUCUCCAGUUUGCAAGGCUGUUCAAGAACCAUGUAGGGUUUGAGUCUGAUUCUUAUCUAGAUACUCAUGAGUUUGCAAUGAAGCUGUACGGAGAAGCGAUGGAGGAUACCGUAGCAAGCAAUGAUGCUCAAGAACUUUUUGGAAUUGCUGCUGAUAAAUUUCAAGAGAUGGCUGCCUUGGCACUGUUUAAUUGGGGAAGUGUUCAGAUGUCCAGGGCAAGGAAUCAAGGUUCCUUUUCGGAGGAUGGGGCUAGAGAAUCUUCCUUGGAGCAUAUAAAAGCUGCAUAUGAGUUGGCACGAAAGGAGUACGAGAAAGCAGAAUUGAGAUAUGAAGAAGCCUUGAAAAUCAAACCUGAUUUCUAUGAAGGAUAUCUUGCUCUUGGGCAUCAGCAGUUUGAGCAAGCAAGGCUGUGCUGGUGUUAUGCAUUGGCAUGCAAGGACUCAAAUGCUGGCUUUUCUGAGGAGGUUCUACAACUUUAUAACAAGGCAGAGGAUAGCAUGGAGAAAGGCAUCUUGAUGUGGGAGGAGGUUGAGGAGCAGCGUUUGAAUGGAAUAUCCAAAUCAGAUAAAUAUAGAGAACAGUUAGAGAAAAUGGGCUUGGAUGGUCUUUUCAAAGAUGUUUCUGAUGAUGAAGCUUCAAAGCAAGCUGCAAAGAUGAGGUCUCAGAUACACCUACUAUGGGGAACCUUGUUGUAUGAACGUUCUGUUGUGGAAUAUAAGCUUGGCCUUCCCACAUGGGAGGAAUGUUUGGAGGUUGCUGUUGAAAAAUUUGAACUAGCUGGAACUUCUGGAACAGAUAUUGCUUUCAUUGUAAAGAAUCACUGCUCAAAUGAAACAGCACUUGAAGGGUUCAAAAUUGAUGAGAUAGUACAGGCAUGGAAUGAGAUGUACGAUGCUCAGGGGUGGCAGUUUAGUGAUCCAUCAUUUCGACUUGAACCAUUGUUUCGUCGGCGUGUUCCUAAACUCCAUUCCAUAUUGGAGCAGUUUUAAGUUUUCUUCUUUUGUUAAAAAUUCUUGAGAGGCAUGAUUUCUUGUCUUCGUAUUUUUCAAGCUCCUUCAUCCCAUUCUAAGACGGGGAGUUUUGUUCUGCAUACUGUUGUUUAGCUCAUUGUUCGGUGCUAUGAUUGGAUUAUUUUUUCUGAUGCCAGUGUGAUACUAGUUGGGAUUUGAGACUAGAAAAGCUGGUGAUAUAUAUUUAUUUGGUUUUUAUACUUGAAGGGAAUUGCUGCGAGGUUUCAUUCUUUAAGGUGUACCAGUAUAUUGGAUGAUUUGAUUUGUUCAGCUUGCACCAAAAGUAUAUACAUAUAUACAGCUUUUUUUUUCAUAGGUGAAGGCUUGUGAUUAAUAUUGUAAUGUAUCCUUGGUGAGUGAUUAAGUGGUGGAAUGUAACAAUUUAUGGAUGUCAAGUAUCACAUUAUAUUAUUCAUUUUUAUCAUAUUUUUCGUCCAGUUCUAUA